CUGGAGCGCGGCAUCCCGGAAGUGGGCUGAAGGCCUUUAGGCGUCGGCGUCGUCGACCUGGAGCAGCGGGCCGCCUGGGAGUCCCACUGCCGACAUGGCCCCCCAAGACGCGCGCUACCCCUACUCCUCCAUCGAGGACGACUUCAACUAUGGCAGCUGCGUGGCCUCGGCCAGCGUGCACAUCCGCAUGGCCUUUCUAAGAAAGGUCUACACCAUCCUUUCUCUGCAAGUUCUCCUAACUACAGUGACGUCUGCACUUUUCUUGUACUUUGAAUCUAUACGGACAUUUGUACAUGAAAGUCCUGUCUUAAUUUUGGUGCUUUCCCUUGGAUCCUUCGGUGUGCUUCUGGCAUUGACUUUGCACAGACAUAAGCAUCCGCUUAACCUGUACCUGCUUUCUGGAUUUACUCUGUUGGAAGCUCUGACUGUGGCCUUUGUUGUUACUUUCUAUGAUGUAUAUAUUGUUCUGCAAGCUUUCGUACUGACUACCGCGGUAUUUCUUGGUUUGACUGUAUACACUCUACAAUCUAAGAGAGAUUUCAGCAAAUUUGGAGCGGGAUUGUUUACUGCUUUGUGGAUUUUGUGCUUGUCAGGAAUCUUGAAGUUCUUUUUUCACAGUGAGACAGUGGAGUUGGUCAUCGCUGCUGUAGGGGCCCUUCUUUUCUGUGGAUUCAUUGUCUAUGACACACACUCGCUGAUGCAUCGGCUGUCACCCGAGGAGUAUGUAUUUGCUGCCAUUGACCUCUACUUGGAUAUCAUCAAUCUAUUCCUGCACCUGUUGCGGUUUUUGGAAGCAGUUAAUAAAAAGUGAUUGAAAGAAACGGA
Molecule: messenger RNA, 825 nt
Organism: Equus quagga
Lineage: Eukaryota; Metazoa; Chordata; Mammalia; Perissodactyla; Equidae
Gene: TMBIM4
Product: transmembrane BAX inhibitor motif containing 4
Exons: 7
Coding region: 95-811 (238 amino acids)
Biological process (GO): negative regulation of apoptotic process
Cellular component (GO): membrane
Source: RefSeq, a predicted model, not a curated record